GCCGGGCCAUUUUCCCGUGUUUAGAAAUGUCGUCUCUUGCGACUGUACGUACCCCCUUGUUUUUCUUCUUGUUGGAAGGGGAAGAGAAGAAGAGCAAAGCACGUUCUUUUGUUGGAGACCUUCUUCUCGAUCGUCUCUCCAUAUAUUUCAGCCCGCCCUUCUCAUCCCACCCCUCUCUUCUAUCUUCUUCAUUAAUUUCUAGAACCCAAAAUCAUAACACAAACCCAGAAGAAUUCAUCAAAAAUCCCUGAAAAAAGAUAUAUAUAUAUAUAUAUAUAUUAAGCGUGUUGGCCAUCAGACAGACAGCUAGCUAGCUAGUUAUGGUCUUUUACAGAGAAAAAGAAGAAGAAGGAGGCAGUGGCGGCAGUGUUAAUGGAAGAUCAAGCUAAGAGUUUUGUUAUCACGUUCACAGCGAAGCGUUCGGACUCCCAUCUGGCAUCUCAUUCUCGGUUGUUCGUCGCCGGAUUCUAUUGCUGGGACUGGGAAUUCCUCACCGCUCUCAUAGUGUUUAGUUCUUCUUUCUGAAUAUUGAUAAUAAUAAUUAAUAUUCCCCGUUGAAACUUGGUGCUUAAUUUCGUUUUUUAGGGCUCUUCUCUUUUCCUGUAUAUAUAUAUAUAUAUAUAUUUUUGGUUUCACGGAGAUUGGCCGGAAAUGGCGCAGCGGUCAGUGCCGGCGCCGUUCCUGAAGAAGACGUUCCAGUUGGUGGACGAUCGAAGCACCGACGAUGUGGUGUCGUGGAACGACAGUGGGACGGCGUUUGUGGUGUGGAAAAUGGCCGAGUUCGCCAAGGAUUUGCUUCCCAAUUACUUCAAGCACAGCAACUUCUCCAGCUUCGUUCGCCAGCUGAACACCUACGGUUUCCGAAAGAUUGUACCGGACAAAUGGGAAUUCGCCAACGACAACUUCAAGCGGGGACAGGAGGAGCUCCUCUUGCAAAUCCGUCGUCGGAAGGCGGUGAACGCGAUUCCGAGUCAAUCCCCGGUCCCGAUGGCCGCCGGUGGUUCUUCGUCGCCUUCGAAUUCCGGCGAGGACUUGGGAUCUACUUCCUCUUCGUCCCAUGGAAACAACGCCAAAUCCGUGGCCGACGAGAACGCGAAGCUCAAGAGAGACAACGAGUUGCUGAGUUCGGAGCUCGCGGAGAUGAAGAAGAAGUGCGGCGAUCUCGUUGUUUUCUUGUCGCAGUACGUUAAGGCGGGGCCGGAUCAGAUCGAUCGCAUCAUGAGGCAAGGAAGGUGCGGAUCCAUCGUCGACGGAUUCGACAGCGAUGCAAGCGACGAAUGUUACGAAGAUGAUGGCGACGAAAAUUUGGGGGGAAAGGGAACUGGAACUGGAACUGGAGAUGGCCUGAAACUGUUCGGGGUGUGGGUGAAAGAGGAGAAGAGAAAGAGGCGCCGGAAAGAAAUGAAGGCCGUUGAUUAUGAGGCCCCGAUCCCGUGGCCGUGGAUGAAGAAGAUCUCUGCUUCAGCCGGCGGCGAACCCAGCAAGGUCUGUCACCGACCAAUCUCCUGCGGAAUAAAAGAAAGGGGGGUGGCGUAGUAAUUAAUUAAUUAAAUUAAAUUAAUUUGAAAUCAGAAGAAGUGCAGGAACCAGAACCAGAACCAGAACAGCCUUCUUCAACUCUAAGGCUGGGCUUUGAAACUGAAGUAAUAACCAUAAACUUUACUUUUUGAUGAAAGAUAAGAUACUCCCUAUGAAUUUUAAAUAAAACAUCAUUUAUUAUUAGUUAAAA
This is a messenger RNA of Diospyros lotus (date-plum), 1729 nucleotides long. RefSeq names its product heat shock factor protein HSF24-like. Gene Ontology annotation, cellular component: nucleus. Gene Ontology annotation, biological process: regulation of transcription by RNA polymerase II. The transcript is spliced from 2 exons. The coding region runs from base 652 to 1536 and encodes 294 amino acids. NCBI's taxonomy places the organism in Eukaryota, Viridiplantae, Streptophyta, Magnoliopsida, Ericales, Ebenaceae. The record is from RefSeq and is a predicted model, not a curated record. Gene Ontology annotation, molecular function: DNA-binding transcription factor activity; RNA polymerase II cis-regulatory region sequence-specific DNA binding.